CAUUUCCAUCCCACUUUAACAACAUUCUUGUGUUUGGGGAGUCGGCGGAACCGUCACUUUUCACGGUCUCACAAUCCCGGUUUAUCAUCGGGAACCGCUUCCCGGGCGCACUGUGUGUGUUUGGUGUCGGGGCGGUGCUGCCCGGGGAGCCGCCCCUCCUCCGCGCGCCUUCACUCGGGCCCGAGGCCUGGGCCAGGAACAGGCCCCGCUUGAUCCGCCCAGUACUUCCCCCACCUCGGUUCUGUUAGUCAUCCCGGGGCAAACACCCCCGACCCGGCUCCCGGCAACAUGGGCAAGUCAUUCGCCAACUUCAUGUGCAAGAAGGAUUUCCACCCGGCCUCGAAAUCCAACAUUAAGAAGGUAUGGAUGGCAGAACAAAAAAUUUCUUAUGAGAAAAAGAAACAAGAAGAACUAAUGCAACAAUAUGUAAAAGAGCAAGAAGUAUAUGAUAACAGGUUACUCAUGGGAGAUGAACGUGUGAAGAAUGGGCUUAACUUUAUGUAUGAGGCACCUCCAGGAGUAAAGAGUGAGAACAAAGAGACAGAAGAAGGAGAGACUGAAUACAAGUUUGAAUGGCAGAAGGUUGCACCACGAGAAAAAUAUGCAAAGGAUGAUAUGAACAUUAGAGAUCAACCUUUUGGAAUUCAGGUACGGAAUGUUAGAUGUAUUAAAUGUCAUAAGUGGGGCCAUGUGAAUACAGACCGUGAAUGUCCACUAUUUGGUCUUUCUGGAAUUAAUGCAAGCUCAGUUUCCACAGAUGGUGCAGGUCCAUCAAUGCAUCCCUCAGAGCUGAUGGCAGAGAUGCGAAAUAGUGGAUUUGCACUGAAACAAAAUGUACUGGGAAGGAAUACAACUCCAAAUGACCCAUCACAGCAAUACAUAGCAAGUGAAGAUGACGAUGAUCCUGAGGUGGAAUUUUUGAAAUCGCUUUCUACAAAACAAAAACAGAAGCUUUUGAGGAAACUUGAUCACCUCGAGAGAAAGAAAAAGCGAGAAAAAAAGAGAAAGCAAAAAAAGAAGAGAAAAAGUAAACAUAAGAAAAAAGAAAGUAGAUCCCCCACUAUCCGCUCUGCUCGUGAAAGUGGUUCUGAAAUGGAGAAGAGAAAAGGGAUGCACAGCAAAGAUAAAUAUUUGAAGAGGAAGAGGCACCUAUCAUCGGACAGUGAAAGCAGUUCUGAAGAAAAGAUGAUUUGCAUUCAAAAACUCAGCAAAACGCACUCAAGCAAUUAUUUUGAGACUGAAGAGAAGAUUACAGAUAGUAGAAGCAGAAAUAAAGGUGACAUAAGCUAUUCCAGCAACCGGGACAGGGAACGAUCUGAUCGGAGCAGAAGCAAUAGCAAAGAUUCACGUGUAAGAAGAAAAAGUAAGGACAAACACCAUACAGGGCACAGUGGAGAGAAGUACACUGAUGGGAGACAUGUGGCCAAAAGUAAGGGUGAGGAGAAAGAUUGGAUGAACAGGACAGAUAACAAGGACCAGACGAGAAGGUUCAGGGUAAACCAACAGAUACAAAGUAGAGAGAGUGGUCGUCGGGAAAGCUAUCAUAAGGAAAGGAGUAACAGGGAUGAACACUGUAUAAGAACCAGCAACAACAAGGAUAAGAAUGUAAGAGAAUGAGGAUAGAAUUGAAGUCUUUGAAGUGAAUAGACAGAACAGCCUAAGGACUUGUAUUAUAUCUGGUAAUAUUUGAGACAUGCUGUAAAGGGUUUUGUCUAGUUUAUGGCACAUUUUCUAAUUGUUUAAAACUUUACUCUACAUAGUUAUUAUAAUAGUUUGAGACUUAUGUAUUAUUCUGUAUUUUUGACUACUUAAUAAAGUCUGAAAACAGUAGACAAAUGAUA
Chiloscyllium plagiosum (whitespotted bambooshark) is the source of this 1841-nucleotide messenger RNA. The record is from RefSeq and is a predicted model, not a curated record. NCBI's taxonomy places the organism in Eukaryota, Metazoa, Chordata, Chondrichthyes, Orectolobiformes, Hemiscylliidae.